AUGCAGAUAAUUUUGAUUAGACGAGUACUAUUAACUAACAGAAAAUUAACAGAAAACACAAGACUGGAUAGUAAUCUGGUAUUUACUCGGGAUCUUCGGUCUCCACGGCUCUUGAAAGAUGUUUCUGAUGCUUAUCAUUCUUCUUUUCCGUAUAAACAUUGUGUUCUGGAAGGAUGGAUCAGUGAUAACGUUUUGAGAAAUGUUCGGCAUGAAAUUCUUGAGAAUCUUGUUUUUUUUGAAAAGGAAACUGAUAUUUACAAGGUUUUUCAAACGGGGGAUUUGGCCAAUCUUUCAGGCUUGGAAAAAGAUGAACGUAAACGGCUUUUUUCUCUAUCAGCUUUGAAAGAUGCACUAUAUUCUGAUGAAUUUCGGCGUUUUUUAUCAAGUGUAACUGGAUGUGGGCCUUUAUCUGCCUCAGUAAUUGAUAUCUCUGUUAAUAUGUACUCUCAAGGAUGCCAUUUACUGGGGCAUGAUGAUGUAAUUGGUACACGAUCUGUGUCUUUUAUUCUUUAUUUGGUGGACCCGGACCAGCCAUGGCUACCGUUAGAUGGUGGUGCUUUGAGACUCUAUUCUACUCUUUGUCCUUCGUUUCCUGAUUCCCAGCAUGAAAAGGCGAUUUUUCCAGCAUGGAAUCAGCUUUGUUUUUUUCAGGUUGUGCCUGGAUUUUCUUUUCAUGAUGUGGAAGAGGUUUAUUCUGAAAAAUGGAGACUUUCUAUUUCUGGAUGGUUUCAUAAGCCUCAACCAGGAGAAGAGGGAUGGCUGUCUUCUCAAGGCGAUUUUAAAGAUAUGGCAAUAAGUACUUUGCAAAGUCUUCAUUCAGAUUCUCAGGGGGUGGAUCAGCCAUUGAUAAAGCCUAUAAUUUGUACAUUUGAUCUUGAUAAAUUAACCGGUAAAUUAUCUGAAGACGAUUUGUUUUAUUUAAAAAAAUGGAUAAAUCCAGAGUAUCUGGAGCAUUCUAAAAUGGUUCAAUUGAAAGAAGCGUUUAUGGAGCAUUCUAUGGUUGAUUUGUCGAAUUUCCUUGAGCCGGGUUUUGCUGGUCGUGUUAAGCAAUGGAUUUUUGAUUUAGAGAAUGCUGAAUGUCCUCAGAUGUUACAGGAUGUGGAGACACCUUGGAAAAUGGCUAAGCCUAUGCAUAAACAUCGUUAUUUAUAUAUUGAUUGCGAUGCUACUGCUUCUGAUACGCCAUUUGGAUUGUUGUUACAUGAUCUAUUGAUUCAUCCUUCUUUUUACCGCUGGCUUAGUAUUUGGACUACAUUAAUACCUCAUUCUGUUUUUGCACUUGGCCGUCGCUUUCGUCCCGGUAUGGAUUACACUUUGGCAACACCUUAUACUUUGGAACAACCAAUGUUAAAUUUAACACUUUCUUUAACACCUCUGGGACACUGGGGAAAUGGUGAAAAAGGCGGUUAUGAAGUGUAUAUGGAAGAGGAUAAGGAUGCAGAUGCAUCUGUGUAUCGGGCUUCUGAUGACUCAGUUUUGGUGAGUCAUUUGCCGACAUGGAAUACUUUUCACAUAGUUCUACGAGAUCAAGGAGUUUUACGUUUUGUCAAAUACAUCUCUAAAUCUGUUUGUGCAAGCCGUUGGGAUCUUGUUGCCGAUAUUGAUUUGUCAAAUAUAUCUUUUUCAUGA
Pneumocystis jirovecii RU7 is the source of this 1629-nucleotide messenger RNA. Its product is annotated as oxidative DNA demethylase. Lineage: Eukaryota; Fungi; Ascomycota; Pneumocystomycetes; Pneumocystales; Pneumocystaceae. Gene Ontology annotation, biological process: peptidyl-proline hydroxylation; regulation of translational termination. Bases 1 to 1629 code for a protein of 542 amino acids. Gene Ontology annotation, cellular component: cytoplasm. The record is from RefSeq and is a predicted model, not a curated record. The transcript is spliced from 3 exons. Gene Ontology annotation, molecular function: L-ascorbic acid binding; peptidyl-proline dioxygenase activity; iron ion binding.